Messenger RNA from Sphaerodactylus townsendi, 2120 nucleotides. RefSeq names its product perilipin 1 (gene PLIN1). Bases 76 to 1602 code for a protein of 508 amino acids. The transcript has 9 exons. Gene Ontology annotation, biological process: lipid metabolic process. NCBI's taxonomy places the organism in Eukaryota, Metazoa, Chordata, Lepidosauria, Squamata, Sphaerodactylidae. Gene Ontology annotation, cellular component: lipid droplet. The record is from RefSeq and is a predicted model, not a curated record.
GGAGCAGUGGGCGGGUUUGAUUCCCCACACCUCCCCAUAAGUGGCAGACUCUAAACUGGCUAACACUUAGCAGCAAUGGCAGCCAAAAGCAAGCAAGCUAUGCUGAAUGGAAGCCACCAGGGGGAUAACGCCCUCCAAAGAUUCUUGCGAUUGCCGAUGGUGAAUUCGGCAUGCAUCAGCCUCCAAAAGACAUACAAUGCUACCAAAGAAUUGCAUCCUCUAGUGGCGUCGGUGUGUGAAGCUUACGAGAGAGGAGUCCAAGCCGCCAGCUCCCUUGCCAGGUGGAGUGUGGAACCUGUCGUACAGAAGCUAGAACCUCAGCUUGCAGCUGCCAACGUCUUGGCCUGCCAAGGGCUGGAUCACUUGGAGCAAAGGAUUCCUGCCCUUCACAAGCCAGUGGAGGAAGUGACCUCUGAACUAAAGGACUCCAUCCACACUCAUGUCCAAAGCACUGUGCACUCUAUAGCUGAUGCCCUGGACCGGAUCUUGGGGCUGGCUGCAGAAAGGUACAAGCAGACUCAAUCUACUGUGAGGGAGGCAGCCAAAGGCACCAGGAGCAGUCAAGUGAGCCACCUGGCUGAAACAGGGGUGGACACAGCCACCGGAAAGGUGAAGAAGUUGGUGGACCUCCUCCUUUCAAAACCUAAGAGUAACUCAGUUCGUGUGGAUUCAGGGGUUCACGCCUCAAGGGAAGGAUUUCCCUCCAGCAUUUUUAGAAAGAUCAGAACUUUGGCCCACACUGUUUUCCAGCAUGCCUACAGAGAGACAACCCGAGCCGCCCAGCACACCAGAGACAAGGGACAAGAAUGGGCGAUGUGGAUUCCAGGCCUGGGUGGUUUGGCCCAGCAAGUCUUCUCCAAAAUACAAGAAUCAACAAGCGAAGGGCAGAGAAAGGCAUCUGAGAAAGAGGAAGAAAGAAAGAACAAAGAUGACACAACAAACAUGAAGUCUUUCCUCCGGCCCGCCAGUGGAGAUGAGGGCCAGGCCUCGAUGGUCAACCAGACUUGGAAUGUGCAAACAGCCAAUUUCGCCACCAUCUCUGCUGAGGAGGGAGACCACGUCACACCCUGUGAUGCUGCGGGGCAGCGCUCGCACCUCUCCCCACGCAGGGCGGUGCCAGAACUGAGCACAAAAGUGGCCGUGUUGUGGGAGAUCUUGCAGGCCGCCACCAGCAGCCUUCUGGGAGUUCUCUCCCACUAUGUACCAGUUGCAAGGCUCUUGGUGAAGGAAGACAGGACUGCGACCGUGGCAACGGAUGGGGCUGAGACAGCCCAGUUGCAGAAAAGUGACCAGCCAGCCACUCAUGCCCAGGAAAGGACCCAUUACCAGCCACAGGGAGACUGGCGGUCCAACCGUGGCCAUUUUCCCCUCUCAUUCCUCAAUCUCGAUGAGCCCACCCCGGCGCAGCAAGCCCCCUUCCAACACCGGGCCCCAGCUUUCGAAGCCGACCACCCCGGCACCCGCAAAUCUGCCUUCUCGCCAUACAAAGAGGCAGCCGGCAGCCGGCGGUUGAGCGAAGGGCUGUGCCGCCCCAGCUUAGAGUCUGCCUACGGGAAGGUUCACUACACAGGCCUCCACGGCACCGCCCUUAAGAAAGACUGAAGGGAAGACAACCCAAGCUCGGUAUCUCUUUUCAGUCCAAGUCGGCUAAUUCUUCUUUGCAAGCUUUCACAAGUUCCUUUUGAACUGGGACCGUAGCUUACCUGUCAUGCUGUGUGUGGAAGCCAAAUUUUGGGGGUGGGGGGUGUUGUGCGGAUGCUUAAAAUAUAUGAAUGGAAGGAUCAGGGAUUUGCUCAAAAGACAGUUGCCAUUUAUGCACUUGUGGGCUACUUCGCAUCAAGUCCACAUUCCCUUCGGGUUGGAUUCACAGUAAUAUUUUCCCCUCCCCCAAACUCACCGUGGAAUCUCUGCAGUUUCCAAAAUGUCGGAAAGAGCAACUUUGCAUCACCCUUAGCAGGAAAAGCCAAGGGAGACAGCAAGCAUUUGGCCGUAAGUCUGUUAUUUUGGCAUUGAGAAAUUGUUAGCAUCACAUAUAUCAGAUCAGUUAUUUGUUUGUUUGGAAACUUUUACCUGCUUAUAAUGAACACCUUGCUUCAAUAAACGAUAGCUUCUGCAGAUUA